AUGCUCAAUGAUGUCACCCACAUCUUCAUGCGUAACACAACAUUUGGAGCUCCCCUCCUCGUGGUUGACUUGUGCACGCGGACCUGGAAGUUUUCUACUAUUCUCUUGAGCAAAGAUCUCCUGCAGACACAAAUCAUCAAGGUGCAAUUUGCCAACCAACACUUACCUCUUCGAGUAAACCCAUCGAAAACAGCAACCAAUCAGCCCUCAGCAGCAGCCAAUAUGUCUGAACCAAACAUCCCCCAGAAAAUGAAAGCGAUCCAAGUCGUAGAAUACAAAAAACCCUACGAAAUCCGAGAAGUCGACGUUCCAAGUAACCUCUCAGACCACGACCUCCUCGUCAAAGUCGCCGUAGCAUCAAACUGCCACACAGACUCCAUGGUCUCACAAGGAAUUUUCGGCGCUCCUCUCCCCCAAACAGCUUCCCACGAAGGAGGUGGCAAAGUCGUGAAAGUCGGCUCUGAAGCCUCCAAGAAAGGCUUCAAAGUCGGAGAUCGAGUAAUGGUCGGACUUCCUCUUCAUCCUUGUGGCUCCUGUGGGGACUGUCUGGGACCGGAGAACCAGCAGCAGUAUUGUACGAAGAUUGAGGGGCAUGUGGGUGUGACGACGAAUGGGUGUUUUGCGGAUUAUGUGAAAGCAGAUUCGAGGAAUACGACGAAGUUGCCGGAUGAGGUGAGCUUUAUGAGUGCUGCGCCACUGGCUUGUGCUGGGAGGACGGUGUGGAGGAGUGUGCUUAAGAGCGGACUGAAGUCAGGAGAGUGGAUUUGUUUCGUCGGCUCAGGUGGUGGGUUGGGGCACCUCGGCGUGCAAUUCGCGAAAGCUUUGGGUUUGAAGGUGAUUGGAGUGGACGCCAGAGAUGAAGGGUUGGAGUUGACGAAGCACUAUGGCGCUGAUGUCGUCGUUGAUGCGAGAAAAGGCAAAGAUUCGGUUGUCAAAGAAGUCCAGGCGGUGUCCAAGGGCCAGGGAGCAGACGCCAGUGUCACGUUGUCCGACCACAAAGACGCCGCAGGUAUUGCCUGCGCAGCCACGAAGAUGCACGGCACGAUGGUACAAAUCGCCCAGCCGGACAACAUCGAGAUCCCAUUUCCUGAGAUCAUCUUCCGAGAUAUCAGGAUCAUCGGAUCUCUGAUUUCAAGUGCGGAGGAGUCGAAGGGCAUGCUGGACGUGAUUGCAAAGCACGGCGUGACCGUGACGACCGAGAAGUUCUAUGGCUUGGAGAGUAUUUUCGACCUGGUCAAGCUAGUGCACGGUGGUAAGCUGAAGGGCAAAGCAAUUAUUGUGGUCGACAACGAGCAGAUCGAGCACGAGAAGAGCAUUGGUGCGAAGUUCUAA
Messenger RNA from Cercospora beticola, 1332 nucleotides. RefSeq lists its product as uncharacterized. NCBI's taxonomy places the organism in Eukaryota, Fungi, Ascomycota, Dothideomycetes, Mycosphaerellales, Mycosphaerellaceae. The record is from RefSeq and is a predicted model, not a curated record. Gene Ontology annotation, cellular component: cytoplasm. Gene Ontology annotation, molecular function: alcohol dehydrogenase (NAD+) activity.